AUGAAUGGAAAGAAAGGCAGUUCUUUAACAAGGUAUAUCACCGAUAUCAUGGCAUUUUGUUUUAUGGUGGGUACCGAAGUUAGGAGCUCCUUUCAAGUUGAAGGCCAGGCAGGAAUGAGUAUUUCAAAACUAAGGGAAGUAAUCUAUGAGAAGAAUAAGAACGAUUUCAAAAAUUUUGAUGCCAACAAGUUGAACCUAUGGAAGGUGGAUAUUCCUGGCGAUGCAGAAAACGAUAAAUUCGUUAAACUGAGAACACUUGAAAGCAGAUCUCAUAAUGAAGAUACUAUUAUACAAGAGCUCGAAGGACAAGAGUUGACUCCAUUUAAUGAUUUUGGUGACAUUUUUGCGUAUUGUGACUUGAAGAACAUCCGCAUCAUCGUGCAACCACAACUGCCCACCACUGGGAAAAGAAGACACGAAGACUCGGACUCAGAUGAAGAAAGCGGAACCCGAAAAAAGGAGAAACAAACACUAAAAACCUUGACUUCUCUCCUUGCUUCGUCAAUAUUGCAACCUCCUGCCGUAAAGAUUCCUUCUCACAAGUUUUACGAUCGUGAUCAGGCUCUAAAUUCGAUAUUGGAAGUCGCUCGCUAUAACUACCAGGGUCGUAACAGUCCUGACCACAAAAAUCAUAAAUUUAUCCUAAUUCCUGGAGGGAUAGGAAUAGGAAAGACACGGAUGGGCUGGGAAUCAAAGUAUCUGCCCUCUAUACUGUCAACAAGAAGUAGCGACACUGCUGAGUUUGUGGAGGCUCUAAAAGAUCCCUGUUACGUCUUUAUUGACUUAAAUAAUGGAAGUAAAUAUAUUAAAGGUUUUGAUGAUGUGGAAGAUCCAAGUGUGCGAAUAGGAACGCGUGUUGCAGUGGCUUCAGGGUUGGUGUCCGAGUGUUCUUGUCUACAUGAACUAUUAAAAACAAACAAUAAAGAACUCUUCCGACUUUCUGACGUGAUUUGUGAGAUACUUCAACGUCGUUUUAAAAUGCAACAGCGUUCAGUUGAGGCUAUCAUCAUCCAUCUUGACGAAUAUCAACUUUAUAUUAAUGAUGUUCAACAAUACCAACAAAUAUCAUGGAUAAAUUCUCGCGAUUUCUUUAAACCAAUGCUAAGGGGGAUUGGUAGUGUCAUGCGUGGUAAUAAUAUGAAAGAUGAGUAUGGUGGAAAAUAUUUUAUCGUCCCAAUCUGUACGGGAACAUCUGCUAUAGACGUUCAUUUUUUUACCUACAGAGCAUACUCAAAAAAUGUUGGAACCCAAGCCUUUGAAUUAUGUCUCAGCAAAGUUAAUGCAAAGUUAAUGUUCCUUGACAAAUAUGAUUAUUCAAAGCAAACAACUGAUGAAGGAAGAGAUCUAGUGGUGCAAGGCCUCAAAUCACAUCAAUCUUCUGAUCUUAAUAAUGAAGAUGUCGAAAAGCUUUCAGCGGAUUUUUGUAACUUUGUCCUGAAUCAACAACACUUUCGCAUUGCCAUGUCUGACACUGGCUUCAUUCCGAAGUUCAUUGAUGAUCUCUUAAGCCCGCCUACCCUUACGUCAAAUUUUGAUUGGGGGAAUCAACUUUUUAAUAAAGUAUCUAGCCGGAAUAUUACUACAGUUGGAAAAGGUCCAGAUUUUCGAUUAACUAGUGGCACAUCCAUCGGUGAACUUGAGCGAUCUGGUUUGAUCUAUUUUUCUAACACUAAUGAUGAAUGGUAUACUAUCGUUAUGCCCUUUAUGCUAUUGAAAGUACUCAAUAACAAGCUCCUAACAUCUAAUGUAGAAGAUAUAGAACUUGUAUUUCAGGAUAAUCUUCUCUUUAUCCCAACACAUGAAACUCCUUGGCAGUGGCAAAAUUUUGAACUUUUAUAUGGGCAUUUCCAAAAAGCUCUUAUUGAUAGUUUAAUCUACGUUCAAGAAUCAACGAUUAAGAAUAUUGAGCAUGAAAUUCGGCAACUUCAAAAAGAUUUGGAAGAACAAGAGGAUAAUUACGAAAAAAUCAUAAUUGAAGAUGAAAUCAGUUUGCAAAAUCAAGAACUUGACCGCCAAAAAAAAAAGAAUAAUUGGCAACUAUCUGAUGCAUUUCGUGGCGCUUUAGGUGCUGACACGCUUCUCCAACGCAAAGUACGAUUGCACAGACUCAGAGUAUUUAUUGAGAACAAGAAAUUUCUUGAGAAAAUAGAAGAUGUUGCAACUUUUAAUAAUUCAGUGACAUGCAAUGAUAAUGUAACCCGCAGGCUUGAUGAAGGUAUAUUCUGUUGUUUCAGAGGAUGUGCUAACAUUGUUCACCAUUGGAUUCUUGAUUCUGCUAAUAAUAGAAAGAAAUUAGCGAUCUUUUCACAAAUUAAGUACUCAGAACGCGAUGCAACAACCACAAUUUCAACACCGGGCAUUAAAGAUUGGUAUGAUAAAACAAUGAAAUCGGUAGGAAAUUAUGAGAAUGAGUAUGAUGUGGUUCUUGUUUUGUUCACAAACCGGAAAUGUACGGGAAAAAUUAAUAUCGAAAACAUGCCUCAUCUACUUCUCAUUUAUCCGAAAAAUAUUGAGAAGUAUCUUUCUCCAACAUUUGCUCAUCGUGGUUUAGUGGAUAGACCAAGCGAAAAAUGA
Ambispora gerdemannii is the source of this 2574-nucleotide messenger RNA. The record is from the annotation of a GenBank genome assembly. Lineage: Eukaryota; Fungi; Glomeromycota; Glomeromycetes; Archaeosporales; Ambisporaceae.